Tarenaya hassleriana is the source of this 1039-nucleotide messenger RNA. Its product is annotated as single-stranded DNA-binding protein, mitochondrial-like. The coding region runs from base 73 to 744 and encodes 223 amino acids. Gene Ontology annotation, biological process: positive regulation of helicase activity; mitochondrial DNA replication. Lineage: Eukaryota; Viridiplantae; Streptophyta; Magnoliopsida; Brassicales; Cleomaceae. The record is from RefSeq and is a predicted model, not a curated record. Gene Ontology annotation, cellular component: mitochondrial nucleoid. The transcript is spliced from 5 exons. Gene Ontology annotation, molecular function: single-stranded DNA binding.
AAACCCACAAAAGACCGAUUUCGUCUUCUACAGUUUCUUCUGUCAUUCGAAAUUGCUCUGAGGAAAGGAGAAAUGGUGAAUUCCAUGGCUACGCUUUCGAGGAGAUUGUACCGUUCUCUCCUCUCGAAUCCUAGAUUCUCUCAGGUUUCGAGGUCCUUUUGCACCAACACCCUCUCCUCGAACGAAGAACAAGACUCGGACGAGCUCGCCGCUAAAUCGGACAUUGAAUCGUCCCCUGGACAGUCGGCAUCCAAUUCACCAUCGCAAGGAUCGGGCGAGGAACGCGCUUUCGUGGAGCAGACUCUCGAGAAUGGCCUCGAUGUGGGCGUUUACAAGGCCAUACUGGUAGGGCAGGUGGGUCAGAUGCCUCUUCAGAAGAAGCUGAAGGGUGGCAGGACAGUGACGCUCUUCUCUGUAGGGACUGGAGGAAUGCGGAACAACAGGAGACCAUUAAUGGGAGAAGAACCGAGGGAGUAUGCAAACCGAUCUGCGGUGCAAUGGCACCGGGUCUCUGUCUACCCUGAUCGUUUAGCAGAUCUUGUGUUAAAGAGUGUUCAACCUGGCAUGGUUGUUUAUUUGGAAGGUAAUUUGGAGACCAAAAUCUUCUCAGAUCCCAUAAGUGGUGUAGUUCGUCGUAUAAGGGAGGUUGCAAUACGUAGAAACGGGCGAAUAGUGUUUCUAGGAAAAGACAGCGAUAUGCAGCAGCCAAGCCUUUCGGAGCUCAGAGGUGUCGGUUACUUCUGAUUGAAUCAGACACAUCAGAAGGUGUAUCUGCUCCUUUUAUGCUUUUCUUUUCAUUGUUCCUCUCUUGUAACUUGGUGAAAGUGAAGGGUUAGCUUCAAUUCUCUCUUGCAAAGACCGAUCUUUGAUCCAAUUUGUCCCCCAUUGGAAGGAGUUAGGGUUCAAUGGCUCGAGAGAUGUCAGUCUCAAAUCUUCAAAAGCCACAAGCUGUAAUGUCUUCUUCAUGGUAUUUCAAUUUCACAUUUGUAACGUAGAUUGCUUUUAAUGGUUAUGUUGUUCCGCUGUUUCCAAUGUUGAA